This is a messenger RNA of Penicillium nucicola, 705 nucleotides long. RefSeq lists its product as uncharacterized. Gene Ontology annotation, cellular component: membrane. Bases 1 to 705 code for a protein of 234 amino acids. The transcript is spliced from 3 exons. Gene Ontology annotation, biological process: transmembrane transport. The record is from RefSeq and is a predicted model, not a curated record. Gene Ontology annotation, molecular function: channel activity. Lineage: Eukaryota; Fungi; Ascomycota; Eurotiomycetes; Eurotiales; Aspergillaceae.
AUGAUGAACGUCUUCAUGACCAGCUGGGUAACGACACACGCAGCAGCAGCCACAACCGCUCCUAAAACCGAGGCAGGCGUCUACGACACCGUGACAUUCUUCUCGCCUCUCUUCGGCGGAAUAACCAAUCUGCUCCUCACUCCGCUGCUUAUCUAUACUUUCUCCCCGUCUAGUGGAGGCCACAUCAGCCCGACGAUCACGCUAGCCACUUUCUUCGCCCGGAUCAUUUCCUUCCCCCGUAUGGUGCUCUACGUGGCGGGCCAGACAUUGGGUGGAGCGUUGGCGGGCCUUGCCCUGCAUAGUGCCUAUGGAACUCGGGAUUUCACCGUCGGGGGAUGCUAUAUCGAUACCAGUAUGGUUGAUCCCAAAGACGGGCUGGUUAUUGAGUUCUUUGCUUGUUUCAUAUUGAUCUUUCUUGCCUUUGGUGUGGCUCUUGAUCCUAGACAGGCUAAAGUCUUUGGCCAUGCUACUGCCCCGUGGUUGGUGGGGAUUGUGCUUGGGAUUGUUAGUUGGGGCACGGCGUUUACUCGUGAGGGUUAUAUUGGUGCUAGUCUCAACCCGGCCCGGUGUCUCGGAGCUUAUGUCGCGUCUAGUUUCCCCAGCUAUCAUUGGAUCCACUGGAUUGGACCACUGGCGGCUUCCAUCGGCCACGGCGUUGUCUACUUCGUGGACCCACUUUGGACUGAAAAGCGGAGUUCGCCGUGA